AAGACGGAGUGCCAUUUUCCACCGAAAAAAUAAACCAGCUGCUUACCCCUAGGAAAAAAAAAGCAGUUUCCUUCUGGAAUAUUCGAAUGUGCCAUAUCGCCUUUUAAAUCCUUUCCAUUUCCCCUUCCCAUUAUCUCUUCUGCUUUUACUCUUCAACCCACCAACCAUCAUCUCUCUCUCUCUCUCUCUCUCUCUAAAACCUCUCUGUCACUCUUAAACCUCCGCCAUGGCGAAAAUCAAGAUCGGAAUCAACGGAUUUGGAAGGAUCGGGAGACUGGUUGCGAGAGUUGCUCUCCAGAGAGAUGAUAUUGAGCUCGUGGCUGUCAACGAUCCGUUCAUCACCACCGACUACAUGACGUACAUGUUCAAGUAUGAUACAGUGCAUGGUCAAUGGAAGCACCAUGAGUUGAAGAUCAAGGACGAGAAAACACUUCUGUUUGGUGAACAGCAUGUUAAGGUCUAUGGAUGCAGAAACCCCGAGGAGAUCCCCUGGGCUGAAGCGGGUGCUGAUUAUGUUGUGGAGUCUACUGGUGUCUUCACUGACAAGGACAAAGCUGCUGCACACUUGAAGGCUGGUGCUAAGAAGGUUGUGAUAUCUGCUCCCAGCAAAGAUGCCCCAAUGUUUGUUAUGGGAGUGAAUGAGAGUGAAUACAAGCCGGAUAUUACCAUUGUUUCCAAUGCUAGUUGCACUACCAACUGUCUUGCUCCAUUGGCUAAGGUCAUUAAUGAUAAGUUUGGCAUUGUUGAGGGCCUCAUGACUACUGUCCACUCCAUCACUGGUUAGUUGUGGUACCUGCAUUGUGUGGU
This is a messenger RNA of Cuscuta campestris, 807 nucleotides long. The record is from the annotation of a GenBank genome assembly. NCBI's taxonomy places the organism in Eukaryota, Viridiplantae, Streptophyta, Magnoliopsida, Solanales, Convolvulaceae.